CACGGGAUCGUCGUUCGCGUAUCUCAGUUUCCGUCAGUGUGACUUCCGUGCGCUUGCUUCUACCCGUUUGAACACACGAAAAGGAUGCGCCGUCUCGACGUAGCACCGCUUCUGCUCUGCCUCGUGGCAGCGGUGUUCGGGCAGGACGGCGACCUGUACUUCUCGGUCAGCCCUGGCGAGCACUCUGUGGUCGAGGGAUCACCGGUGCGUCUGAGAUGCGAGGCGCAACCCAGCUCGCGCGUCAAGUACUCAUGGAAAAUCGACGAUCAACCCCUGGCACCUAGUCCACGGAGACAUCAGGACGGCGGCGACCUGCGAAUUACCAGGGUCAAUCGAAUCCUCGACAGCGGCAAGUUCGUAUGCGUGGCAACUCACGAGGACACCGGAUACUCCAUCGAGAGCUCGCCAGCCAAGAUCGACAUUCAAUGGAUCGGCGAGUCGAGCGUGCAGCUGCAGCAGCCGAAGCUGCUCACCGCGAUCCGCGUGGGAGCCGAGGUCGAACUUCGAUGUCACGUCGAUGGUACCGGAGACAUGAAAUACGAGUGGUUCAAGAAUCACGAGCCGGUGGCGAAAAACGAGCGGAUCGAGAUCAAGAAGAAGAGGCUACUGCACAUCCACCGAGCCAUUCUCGAGGACAGCGGGAUGUACAGCUGUCUGGCGAAGAACAAAGCUGGAUCGUCGCCGAAAAAGGACAGCUACCCCCUGAUUGUGACGGGAAAUGACACAGCGACGAUAAAGGUCGUCCCUAGGAAUCUAAUCGCGAAACGCGGAGAACCUGUCGCCCUCCAUUGCGUCUUCGAGGACGCUGACUCUAUUCAGUGGUACUUCAAGGACAUUGGUCCGCUGGAAACCGACGACGAGAGGACCGUUCUCGAUAAUGGCACUUUAUUCAUACGCUCAGCCGAACACAGGGACCAAGGAUUCUACUCUUGCAGGGGAGAGAGGGGGGACACCUCUGUCGCUUACACGGUCGAACUCCAAAUAGCUUACUUGAUGAACCUCUCCGCGGCCUCUUUCGAGCCCCUGUUGCCGAACCAAGUGGCGGUAGUCGGGGAGGACCAGGAGCUCCAGGUCAGCUGCUUGGAACCCUCCGGGCUGCCAACUCCCAAGGUCUACUGGAAAGAUCCCAAGGGACACAUUAUAAGCGAUUCCGGGCCGGUGCGCGUUCAGGAUAAUACCCUUAUCGUCGCGAAGGCUGGGAUGGGCGAGGACGACGGCAAUUAUACCUGCGUCGCCGAGAAUAUGGCUGGGGAGACCGACAUAUCCGUUCAAGUGGUUAUUUCCACACCGCCUACGCUGAUAAGCUCGCCGGAGAGCCAGAGCGUGAUGAAAGGCGACUCCGUGACGAUGACGUGCUCGUACUCCGGGAUGGAGCCACCGAUGACCCACGUACGCUGGCUGAAGGACGGAGAACCGGUGAAAGAGACCGGCGGACCGAGCAGACACAAUGUAACCGAUCACCACGGCAAUGUGACCCUGCACUUGAGGAGCGCCGAGCUGUCCGACAGGGGCUCGUACGUGUGCGAGGUAUUCACCAAGGGCUUCCCGUCGAUACUUUCGGAGCCGGCCAGCCUCGCGGUCGAGGAGAAGCUCAAGUUCUCCCCGGAACCUGUGGACAAGCGGCUGGAACUUGGCUCGACGGCCAAAGUGCCCUGCAAGUCGCAGGGUGCCACCAAUCCGACGGUGAAGUGGAUCAAGGAGGGCGUCGGGGAGGAAUUCCCGAAGCACGUGCAAGAUAUCAAUGGGACCCUCCACUUCAACGGAGUUCUCGAGGAGGACGAGGGCCGCUACACCUGUAUAGUCAGCAACAUGCAGGAAUCGAUCAACCACACGAUCAACAUCACCGUAAUCAUCGCGCCAAAGUUCACCGUUCAGCCGCAGAACCCAACGGAGGCGAUCGAGGGAUACCCUGUGAUGUUGCACUGCGCCGCCGAGGGCGAUCCGAAGCCGACCAUCCAAUGGGACAAGGACUUGCGUAUGAGCAAUCUGGAAAAUUCCCGCUUCGAGGUAUUGAGCAACGGAAGUUUAUACAUAAAGGAAGUAUACUUGGGCGACGAGGGGAAGUACGGGUGCAUGGCUGGCAACAGCGGAGGCUUGAAACGAGAGGAAGUUCAACUGAAUGUUAAACCUGGCGAUCCCUACAGAUUCGACAUGGACUUGGAAGUGGGAGACGACGGCUCGAUGAUGACGAAGACGGUUACGAUCACCUUGAGCGCGGCUGCGGCUUACAUGGUGCUGGUCGUUGGUCUGAUGCUGUACUGUCGCUAUCGGCGUCGUCGUAGGAAGCAGCAAUAUCUCCAGGAGCAGGCGGAAGAAAAACUGGAGAACGGCGAGGUCCAGGAGGAGCAGACCGAGCUGAAGGAGACCGCCACGACCAACAGCAAAAUGAACUCCACGUCUGGCAAAAAGAAGGAGAACCGCGACUCCCAUAACAAGAGCGACGGCGCUGACACUAGCUUGAGCAGCAACCAAUCGAUAAAGUCCAAGUCGUACUACGACAAGCUGAUAGUGUCUCGAGGCAACCUGAAGGAGCUGAAGCCCUUGGGUCGUGGCGAGUUUGGCGACAUCUACGCGGCUAAAUACCAAGCAGACGGCGACAAGGAAUCCCUGGUGAUGGUGAAGAGCCUGCUCAACACAGACGAGACCGCUCUGCAGGAGUUCAGGCGUCACCUGGACCUGCUCCGCAAGUUGAAUCACGAGAACGUGGUGAAGUUGAUCGGUUUGAGCCGCGAAGAGGAGAUGGAUCACAUGAUCCUCGAAUACACCGACUGGGGCGAUCUCAAGCAGUUCCUGAUCGCCUCCAGGAAGGACAACAAUUCCAGCCCGACCUACGAGUCGAAGCCGGCGCGCGCACCGCAGCUUUCGGUCGCGCAAAUCAUCUCGCUGUCCAGCCAGGCAGCGAAAGGUCUCAAGCAUCUCGCCGACAACCGUCUGGUGCACGAGGACAUCGCCGCUCGGAACUGUUUGAUCGCCAGCAACUUGACGAUCAAGAUCUCGAUGCCGUGCAUGACCAAAGAGCCCUACCAUCAGGAGUACACCAAGCACCGGAACCAGGUUAUCCCCCUGAGAUGGCUACCCUACGAAGUAGUCUACGAGGACGAGUACUCGACCAAGAGCGACGUUUAUUCGUUCGCCUGUCUCGUCUGGGAGAUGUUCCACCAAGGGGAGCUGCCGUUCAAUAAGAUGAACGACGAGUCCGUGCUGAUGUCAUUGAAGGCUCGUACCCUCACGUGGAAACCUCACAAAGCGGCGCCCCCUGCUCUGCAGGAGCUUCAAAUUCAAUGCUGGGCCAACGAUCCGCGGGAUAGACCCACUUUCGACGAGAUCGUUUCCAAAAUAGGUGAAAUUGUCGUCGACAGCUGUCUCUAGAUUGUGUCGACGACGCCACGAGGCUCUAAAUCGGGGAUACCGAAGCAAGAGUGACGAUUGGGCGAAACCGCGCGAUCCGAGGUACGAGUGAAAAGGUAACGUGACUCUUGCCAUUCAAAAGUAUACGACAUCAAAUUAACCCCUCCGUAAUCCGAAUUUUUUGUUGCAUUCGACAAGAAUUGUCUAACGCGACAUUUUCAUGAGAAAUAUUGUAAAUAUCGUUGUACUCUUCGAACGAUACAAAACAACGAAAUUACUUUGGCAACAACCUGAUAAUCAAAUUUCACGAAGAGAAAGAACAACUCGGAUGGAGUUUCUCGCAAUGAUCGCUCGUGUCGCGGUAUUCCGUCGCGUCCAUUAGGCCGUUAAGGAUAUAUAAUUUAUUUGUAACAGAAGGAUUCCGCUCCACGUGACUGCUAACGCAAUAUUUAGUACUCAGUAUCAAGUGUAACGAUAUAGGUAUACCGAUCACCGCACAUCGAAUACUCGUAAGAUAUACGCUACGCUGCCGUUUAAGGCAGAGAUCGCAAGCUACAGUGUGAAUGCAUCGUUUAAGAAAGUAUCACGACCAUAUCAACGUUAAACGAACGACGAUUUUUAUAUCCGCCUAACUCACGUCUACACUCGUUGUAUUCCGUUAAGGUCUAACGCUUAAGGAUUAUUUAUAGCGUACACUUAUUAUAUGAAUAUGUAUAUAAUAUAUACAGGGUAGGUCUACGCGUGCCUCGAACGAAUCGGCCACCAGUCUAGGUUGGCACUUGUCUAGAGACGCGCCCUGUAUAUGUACGUACACAGGGUGGAGCCAACUCGACGUUGUUCGUGCAAACGCACGGAUAUUAAUUCCGCCGAGAAUCGUUGGGAUUUAAUCGAAACUGACGUAUUGAAAUUGGUGUUCCGCUAGUGGUUUCGCUUGGACCACCUCGGGUACGUACCAGAGCGGAAGAGAAUCGUUUCGAAGAGGAUAAAGUAAACGGCCUUGUACAUACCGAGGGUAUAUAACUGUAAGUUUGUUCAUUAAGUACAACCGCGAGAUUCGGGUUUGAUUUUUCGUUCGAUAGGCACUUCCGAGGGAUCGCGACGCUAUCCGACUAUCCUGCAAUAGCAAAGAAGGCGCGUCGAGUGUCCGUGUCGCGAAGAGCCGUACAACGAAGCCAGUCCUUUUGUUUUCGUUUCGUUUCGUUUAACUUCGGAAGCACCGGGAAUUUAUUCUACGCGCGUACGAACGCUUCGCGAAUAGCUCGAUCUCGACAGACCUUGGGCACUUUCUUACAUUAACAUUCUUCGAUAUACCGUUCAAAAUAACACGCUUACCUCAGUGCUGUUUCUUUAAAUGAAUUUGAAGAUGAUACUUUUCCAUUCGGAAUAAUGAAAUGACAAUUAAAAUAGAUACCUUUUAUUUUAUUUUGUAUUAUAAGUGUUCGCCCAAGUCUGGAUCUCAACGCGUUGCUUUCGCUUCGUCGAUGAAAUAAUUCGUCGAAGCGGUGAAGUAUGAUUUGUCCCAAAACGUUUGGUUAAUGGGAUAAUUCCCAAUACUCGGUACGAUCGUAUAACGUAUUCCGCAUCCGAUAUAUUACUACGAUUACUAUCAUAGCUCACGCAAGGGAAAUUCGCACGUACGCUUGCAGAGCUGUCCACAGAGCUGACUCGCGCAUAAAAUCGAGGUAUCGCGAAUACGAAGGAUGUAGAUCUUACGAGCAACGCAUGCAGUGAGACUGUCUAAGAGACGCGUGGCUAUCUCCGUUACUUCUUGGAACAGCUCGUAUCGUACCAGACGGGAGAUAACGACCUAUAACGAGCGAGCCUCGAGCUUGAAUUCGUUUAGAAGACCCAUCUUCCUCUCUUUUAUAGUAUUACCAAGGAAAAUUACUAUUACUUCGACGUAAGUACUUGGAACAUGCUCGGCCCAGCUCUGCAUACGUAUCACGCGCAUCAAAUAUAUAAUGUAUCAUAUACGCAUUUAGAUGUACGAGACACUAAGGUAAACACUGCCAAUGAGUAAUCUCUGUAACGUUAAAGGUUCAUAAUCAUAGCGAAUACGACCAUUCCCCUAAUUUAAUGCACCGUCGUCGCACCGCGGAAGGAUCGACGCUCCAUUUAUACCGAUCCCUGUCUUCUGCGAGCAUACGCGGUUCUGCAAGAACUCGUCGAUCGUUGUCGUCGAUCGUUCGCAAUAAUCAAAUUCGAUUCGAACAAUAAUUAAUUCAUUGAAUUAAUUAUUAAAAUGUUAGUCAAAUAAACCAGUGUUUCUUGAACGAAGAACUCAAUUGUUACAGACGCUAAGAAACAUUUGAUCGAUCAUCGAGGUUGCUUCCUUAAAACAGAAAAUCUGUUUUUAUCCCCGGUGUUUGUAAUAAUUCGAGAGACAGAAGCGCGGAUCGAUCGAUCGACGACCAACGCACGCGGGAGCGCUUGCAAACCGGUCCUGGUCUGGUUUCUCUCAGAUGCUUCCUAAAUGUUCGCAGUAUAAUGCCAAGAAAUAUUCUUGUAAUGUAAAGUAUGUUGGGAGCAUACCUUGCAACAAUCUUUGCUCGCGCCCUAACGUAAUCGUUAAGGAUUAAAAGUAAUCGAUUUCGAGUUCCGACGAGUCCAAACCGUGCUCAUAUCAUUCGCUGAUCGUAUUUUCCAGGACUGCGAUCGUCGACCCGUUGACUUGUCUCUCCAUUUAUAAUGUACAGGGUGAUCCCAGAGAAUGGAACAUUUCGAUUUCAUUUCUUUCUCAUUUUUUUUUUUUUUUUUUUUUGUAGUUUAGGUGCAUUUUCCAUUCCUUUCCUUUUCCCCUCUUUUUCAAUGUAUUUCCAUUGAAUUUCAUUCCCUUCGUUCACCUUUAUUUUCAUUUGAUUAAAUUUCAUACCAAUCGUUAAUCCAAAAGCAAAUAUAAAUUUCUGUUAACAAAAAUGAUGCAAUUGAUAAAUGCAUAUGCAUCGUUCCAGUUCUGUGGAACUUGCAUGGAACUGUUACGCCGAGGAAAUACGUUUUCCCCGAUGUUCGUACGCAAUCGUCGUCGUUCACCUGGAAAAGUUUAUAUGUACUCGAGUAUAUCGCGAACGAUCGUACUUGUGUUUGCUUAACCGUCGUUUCGCCUAAUUGGAUGGCAAGGCGAGGGGUCGACGCGGCCAAACACCGACUGAAAGAGAGAGUGAGAGAGAGAGAGAGAGAGAGUGAAAGAGAGUAAAGAAACGCUGCGCCGGUGAUUUUUAACGAAGCGACCUAUUAUUAUGCCUAAUGUGUCUAGUCAUACACGGUGGGAAAAGUGUUAGCGAGCAGCGAACGCAAGAUCCAUUUAAAAGAAAAAGAAACGACAUUUUUCAUAUCCCAAGGCGUUUUGUAAUCCAUUUCUUUUUUACAGUAUUUUGUAAAUAUUUGUACUUUUUUAUCUACACUUAUCGUACUUAUGACUCUUUGAAAUAGUAUGUGCUACGAUUAAAUAAAGGUGGAUAAAACCGAAAGAGCGUUUAUUCAUUGCUGAGAAUGUAAUUAAUCUAUUUCAUUCAUCUAUUCUAGAUCUCUAGAUACUACAUUUUACAUUAGUUAACAACGAGAAGUAUUAUUAGUUUACAUUUGUUAAUCAGACCUGUUUAGUUCGCUGAAUUUAUUAAAAAAAAAG
Messenger RNA from Hylaeus volcanicus, 6973 nucleotides. Its product is annotated as tyrosine-protein kinase-like otk. The transcript is spliced from 9 exons. The record is from RefSeq and is a predicted model, not a curated record. NCBI's taxonomy places the organism in Eukaryota, Metazoa, Arthropoda, Insecta, Hymenoptera, Colletidae. Gene Ontology annotation, molecular function: protein kinase activity; ATP binding; cell-cell adhesion mediator activity. Gene Ontology annotation, cellular component: plasma membrane; axon. Bases 85 to 3369 code for a protein of 1094 amino acids. Gene Ontology annotation, biological process: dendrite self-avoidance; protein phosphorylation; axon guidance.